This is a messenger RNA of Candoia aspera, 1081 nucleotides long. RefSeq names its product NADH-cytochrome b5 reductase-like (gene CYB5R5). Gene Ontology annotation, molecular function: cytochrome-b5 reductase activity, acting on NAD(P)H. The coding region runs from base 111 to 1037 and encodes 308 amino acids. The record is from RefSeq and is a predicted model, not a curated record. The transcript has 7 exons. Lineage: Eukaryota; Metazoa; Chordata; Lepidosauria; Squamata; Candoiidae.
CCACGGCGGGAAAGUGGGCUUGGCCAGCCAAGGCACCGGGUACAUCUUCUCCGCGUACGUCACCGUGUCAAGCUCGGGAAGUUGCUCCCGGAUCGGCGGCGGCUUCCGCAAUGGAUCACAGUGAAGAACUCUGGCUGUCUCUGAAGCCCACUGAGCCACUAUCAUCUCAGUGCUGUGGCAGUGGCUGCAAACCCUGCAUUUAUGACAUAUACCAGAAGGACCUGGCAAAGUGGGAAGAGGCCAAGGCAAAAGGGGAUAUAAGCCUUCUCUCCAGGAAGAAGCAGCAAAGUAGCAAUUCAGGCCUAACUCCAGAAACAUUUACAGCUUUCAUCAUAAGCUCUGUGACUCAAUUGACAGAGGACACCUACCAGUACACAUUUGAAUUGCCUGGAAACAGCAGCUUGGGGCUGAGUUUGGGACAACAUAUUGUGCUGAGAGGAGUAGUGAACAGCUUGGAGGUUCAGAGAGCUUAUACUCCAAUUACGCCUGUGAAUGCUGAAGGGUACUUUGAAGUUUUAAUAAAGUGCUAUAAAACUGGACUAAUGUCCCAAUAUAUAAAAUCAUGGAAAACAGGAGAUGCCAUUUUUUGGAGAGGACCAUUUGGAGGCUUUCCUUACACAGCCAAUCAGCAUGGAGAACUACUCAUGCUUGCUUCUGGCACAGGUAUAGCACCAAUGCUUCCUAUUAUUCGGUACGUAACUGAAAAUGAAGAUGAUGAAACUUUUGUAACUCUGGUAGGCUGCUUCCGAACUUUUGAAAAUAUUUACAUGAAAGCUCUUCUUCAAGAACAGUCUCGAUUCUGGAACAUAAGGACAUUUUAUGUAUUAAGCCAGGAACAUUCACUUAAAAAUCUGCCAUGGAGCUUUCAAGAGACUACGCAUCUUGGUCGAAUAAAUGAAAACCUGAUUAAGAGUAUGGUGAACAUGUGUAGAAGGCAACCUUUUGUAUUAGUAUGUGGCUCAGUAACAUUUAAUGAAGAUAUAGAGAAGUGCUUGAAAGCAAUUGGUUUUGAAAAAGAGUCAUAUUUUAUAUUCUAAGUCGCUUCAAAUAAAGUGGGUAUCUUGGCUACAAAAAUUGUUAA